Molecule: messenger RNA, 4712 nt
Organism: Sycon ciliatum
Lineage: Eukaryota; Metazoa; Porifera; Calcarea; Leucosolenida; Sycettidae
Exons: 1
Coding region: 391-3852 (1153 amino acids)
Biological process (GO): G protein-coupled glutamate receptor signaling pathway; regulation of synaptic transmission, glutamatergic
Cellular component (GO): plasma membrane
Molecular function (GO): adenylate cyclase inhibiting G protein-coupled glutamate receptor activity
Source: RefSeq, a predicted model, not a curated record
AACUCGUCAAACAACUACUUAUUAUUAUGUGUUCUCGUGUCUGGCAAGGCACCGAGUCGAGCCAGUCACAUGCUCAUUUGCUGACUGGUUGAACUGUCAUUCACCAUUGACGGCAUUGUUUCUUGCUCCGGAGCAAAGCUGGUCAGCUGGCUGUGAGAAAACUAAAGUGUGUUUCUUCUUUCACUCCUAAUUCCGGUACCUAACUGUCUGUCGGAGCAGAUGCGAAUUCCGACUUCGGAACCGGUGCAUGUAUGCCAUGCCCUGUCAUCCUGAUCGUUGACGUUUCACUGACAAUUACUAACUUGUACUAAGUAAUUACAUGACUAGUAGUUGUAGUAAAAAGGAGUACAGUCCUUCGCGAAUUCCCUGAAAGGCUGAAGAGAGCCAGCGAUGGGCCACGUGGAUGUGCUUGUGCUGGCCUCCGCGCUCAGUCUUCUCACUCUGGCGAAGUGUCAGCUGCAGCGUCAACCUACUAUUCCGACGCUGGCGUCCUCUAUCCACGUUCACCCGUUGUCCUUUGGCGACACAAACAUCGUAGCGACUGUUCCUCUCCGCUCCGCUUCAGGAUGUGUUCGCACAGCCGGCGAUUCGUGUCAGGACUGUAUUGAUGAUACGGGCAUGCAGCUAGCAGCUGCGUUUCACUUUGCCGUGGAGUUGAUCAACCAGCGCCGCCCUCUGCCGUCAAAGGUUACCCUUGGUGCAUUGCUAGCUAAUAGCUUAUCGACAUGCACGCAGCGUACCAUCGGCCCAAGCUCCACGCUUGGUGCUCAACUUACCAGCGGCAUGAUAACUGUGCAGGGCGAUAACUUCUUAGAAUUGCUGUCACUUCAUCGCGUGCAUCAUCGAGUGCUGUCUAUGAUAGACCUGGUGGAUGUUGACAGUGCGUCGCGGACUACCAUCGAAGGUAUGGUCUACGUUCUGCUCUUGUUCGGCACACCGGAAAUUCUACUGAGCUCACCACCGGGCACAACGAUCAUACCUGACACCGACCCGUUGCUGAUGCGCUUUGAGCCAGUUGCCAGCCAGCAAGUGACUGCAAUUGCCUACUUGGUGCAGCGAUUCCAGCUGGAGCGAGUGGUGGUGGUUACGUCGGGCAACGAUCAGUACUGGUCGGCUGCCGCGUCCUCGUUCUCUGCCGUUGUAUCAACUGGCGGCGGGGCAUGUGUCGGCGCCAACAUACGCCUGCUCGGCUCUCAAGGCACGAACGCGUCCUACGCUCUCGCUGCCAGCCAGGUCAACGACCUGGCUGCGGCGUACGCAAUGGACGGCGGCUCAACGGCGUUCAUUCUGCUUGCCACAGUGAGCGACGCUGAGGAGCUGUUCAAGGCAAUGCUAGCCAGCAACUCGCCGAAUGUCUUGUGGAUAGCCACCGAGCCGUGGAAUCUGAGAACAAACUGGUUUGAUUACCGUGAGCUGCUGCAGGGUAUGCUAGUGGUGGCAGACCAGGCACCACCUGGACAAGCCCAAGAUUUCAUGAACUACUAUACCGGUUUGAUUAAGAAAAUCCGCGACGACAGGCUUCGGAACAGCAGCCCCAUGCGGGAUGGGAAUGGAACAACGGAAUUCAGCCCUCCUUCUCCUUCACCAUCCAGUUCUGCUGAUAUCAGUUCAGGAUCCAGCUCACAGUCCUUGCAGCAGCAGCAAUCCUCAAUGCCGCCAAUGGCACAAACACCGAGCAGCACGGAAAGCAACUUGCCACCGACUACACCGGUGCAGUCUCGCAUGACAACGCACAGGCAACGAUCAACAGGUUCGUCCAGCGGCCAGGCAGCGAGCACUAAUGACCCAGCCAACACUCCUGUUCAACAAUCAGGCACGGAGACGCAGCAGCCAGCAGCAACGGGAAUCCGCCCUGGCAGUGCGCUCAGUUCAUCAUCAACUGGCCCUGCGAUGGGCGGUAGUGAACCGAGCGUCACGCCAUCAGAAUCAUCCAGCCACAGCAGCAGCAGCGGGGGUGCAACUCAAGGGCCAACAGCCUCACAACACCACACUACGCCGCCAGGUAUUGUUGAAGUGUUUGAAAAUGCGUCAAUAAGUGGAAACGAAUCUAUCACGGAUUACUCCGACAUCCCGGUGAGUGAUGCGCUUGAUGAAAUGCUGCAGAUUUAUGUGGAACAGCGACUGGCAUUCUGUGAACAAACACUCAAACUCACGCCUUUAAAAAGUCUUUUGAAUAGCCAACUUGAUUUUGACGAUUGCAACGACUUCUUGGCAGACACACCCAAGCUUCAGCUAGCACAGCGCUCCGCAUUCCUCAUUGACUCGGUGGCCUUGUUGGCGGCAGGGCUGCGUGGGGUGCUGCGUUGCAAUGAGCGGCGCAACAACACAGCGCGAUGUCAGCUUGAUGGCAAAGCAACACCCGCCGAUGCCGAGGACUUUGUGCAGUUUCUGGAGGAUGAGACCGUGAUCGAUGGCUUUGCUGGUUUCAAACGCUUGAACUUUAGAUCCGGCCUGCUGAACGAAUACAGGUUUUCUUUCCACAAUCUGCAGAGUCUGCAAACAAAGUGGGACAUGAACAGCGUCGGCCAAGUUCUUCUUGAUCAAAGAAAUACUCUCACAGGUUCGUCACCAUUCGCUGAUUUCAAAGACCUGGAAAUAGGUUCAAUUGUCUGGCCCAAUGGAACGGGUCGACCGCGUGCUGGCGUGUGUGAGCCGGUCUGUCCUGCAGGAUCGUUCCGUGUAGAGAACCAUCCGCCAGCGCACCUCAUGGACAUCGCGGGCGAGUGUUGCUGGACGUGCAUGCGCUGUCCAUCGCGUUCCAUUACGAACCGCAGCAACGAGGAAAGCUGCCGAAGUUGUCGGCUAGAUGAGAUAACCAAUGCCAAUCAAACCGACUGCGUAAUACUGCCGGUCGUACGGCUCGGUUUUAACGACAUUGCCGCCAUCGCCGUCAUGUGCGUCAGCGGUGGCAUCUUUCUCUUUGCUGCGUUCAUCGCCGUCAUAUUUGUGCGCUAUCGUCGCACGCCAGUGAUCCGAUCGUCCAGCUUUGAGCUGAGUCUGGUGGCGCUGGCAGCCAUUGGCCUCCAAGUCCUGGUCUCUCCCGUGUACUUCAUUGAGCCGUCGGAGGUGUCGUGUGAAGUCGGCUUUGCGCUGUUCUUCGUGAUCUACACCGUACUCACCAGCACGCUGCUGAUGAAGUCGUACAAGAUCUGGUACAUAUUCCAGGCCAAGAAGCACCUGGACAAGAGCGAGCUGUUCUUCCUGCGCACGACGUUCCAGGUGCUGUGCAUCUGCGUGCUGACCGGUAUCUCCGUUGGCAUGGUGAUCAUUAUCAGCGUUCUCGACCAGAUCAAGGCUGAGCACCUGAUACGCGAGAACGAUCAGCUCCUAGUGUGCUCUGAGUCCAACGCCAUGUUCUUUGUGAUGAUUGGCUAUACCUGUAUUCUGACGCUGGUCAGCCUAGUGCUGGCAUUCAAGGUGCGCAAGCUGCCGGCACGCUUCAACGACGCUCACUUUCUCAUGAUCACCUUCUCCAUUUCGCUCAUCGUCUUCCUCUUCCUCAUCAUCAUCAGUCAGCAGUCGGAGGGAUUUCAGAACCCGCUCUGGUUCCCUGUCACGGCUGCCAUGUGGUCGUUUGCCGCGCUCGUCAGCUUGUUCCUACCUAAAGUCUACAUUGUCCUAUUCCGGCCGGAGAAGAACAAGACAGUUAGCACCUUCAGUCACACAGCCACCAAACUCAACAUGCAGUCCACGAACACAGUCAGCGCGUCCAUGCAGGAUUCGCCGCUGAGUAAAGCCAAGAAUGGUGGUGCGGGUGCUGCGGCAACACGCACUGCAUACGUCUCCAGCGUGAUGCACACGAAGAGUGUUGAUUAUGAAAUGGAGUCGACGGCGGAGGACCUGGACCCCUGAUGAAGCAGAGCGUCAAAUCACCAGAGACUACAAUGUAGUUUGUCCCUACCUGUGUGUGUUGCCGGUGGGUCAAUGCUAUGAGUGUGCAAGGGACGACCAUCUCAGUCGCAGAAGUAGAACUAAGAGUCAGGACGACGACGAUCGGUUUGCAUGUGUGUUAUGUGCGUUCAUUUGAAGAUAAUGGCUAUGGACUACCGGUAGUUACAGCAUAAGAUCAUCAUGCCUUGUGGACACACGCCGGCACACUUACCAAUAAGAACACUUCUACAUGUAGAGAGUAACUAAUAGAUUGAGAUUGAGUAGAGUAACUUAGCUGUAGCAUGGCUAGUAUAGGAGAUGACGCUACUCAUGAUUUGUGUGAAAAUUGCCAUGACCUUGAAUCUCUAGCUGCAACAACUUGCUUUUCUACAUUAUUUAGUAAAGAGGGUACUUUUGAAUAUGCUUCUGUUGAUACUCCGAUAUUGAGCGCAGUUGAAAGCAAAGGUUUCUUUCGAGUGGUGAAUUAUCCAUGUUUAUGACGAAACUAGACAAUCAGAUUAGAAUUUUUGAGACACCUCAUUCUGAGUGAGUGAUACUUGAAAGCCAGGUUUUAAAUAACUUUCCGGUAAUGGUGCUGCUGGCUGAUGCUGUUCCGAACUACUAAGCCAGCGAGAAUACGCAAUAAUUGUUAUGCUAACAUGCCGCAUCCUUGUCAGUGUUCAGUCUACCCUCUGUGAUCGCUGGUAUAUGCUAAGUCAUACUCUCUUUUCAUGUUUUCGACUUGUUACCAUAAGCCCUGAAGUAACGGUGCUGUACACGAAGCUAUUCUAGUUCGGAGCCGCACUAUUGUCAGUUGAUUUGUUUCCUGGGCCUCUACUAGA